GAUGCCCGAGGACGUCGACGAAACCGAACUUUCGGAAGAUGAGAGCGAUGAGGCAGAGCCGGAAGACCCUCUGGUCACCCACCUCUUUGAGCAACUCGAGGACAUGCGCCAGAAGUUAUAUCAAGCUGAAAUGCGAUGCGCGGUCAUUGAAAGUGAGACACGGGAAGAGGUCACCCGGGAAAUGGAAGGUCGGAUGCGUGCCAUGGAGCGCAUGUUUAGCGAGCGAGUGAUAUUCGACGCCGAACAAAAUGAAGCAAAGAUCGAUAGCAAAAUCGAUCUGGUCAACCGUGCCAUGAUGAUCUCGACCAAGAGAAUGUCCCAGGAUCAGGACGACAGUGUUGGCGAAGUAGAAGAUCAGCUCAUAAGUUUCGGUCAAGAGUCAAACAUAUUUUUGGAUGACGACCAUUACAUCGACUGUGGAAUAAACGAUCAUGACAGUAACGAGGAGAACACAUUGUCAGACUCAAAGUUGUCGGAGCAAGAAGAAUCUGGAGAUGCUUGCUUUCAGGCGCAGUCUGACGAAUGGGUGCCUAGCGAUGACGGAGCGAAUUCCUCAGAAAGCUCCAUGUCCCGUUCUCGUCCUACCCGCUCAAGGGCUAGGCGUACAUCUUCCGCACAAAGACGAGGAAGAAGCAGCGCUUCCGCAGGGAUCGCAGUCCGUGGUUCUAUUGGAAAGGAGAACAGUGAACGAGCGGUAACCGCAGGUACUAGGCCCUCAUGUGCCCGGAAGACCCCAAUCCUGUGUGUACGGUCUGAAGAUGACGCUUCGUGGAACAGCAUUCUGCAAUUUGAAGCGCCAAACAAACAACCUCAAAACACAUCGAAGCAGCUAAUCACAACCACAGCAAUUACGGAAAGCUCCAAUGGGACCGCAAUGAUGAAGGCGGAGAAGACAGGAGAGGGGUUAGUCAUCCCUCACAACGGGCCACGCGGUGCCAUUAUCUCUGUAAUGGGAGUUGCUCUUGAUGAAGCCG
Messenger RNA from Dacryopinax primogenitus, 974 nucleotides. RefSeq lists its product as uncharacterized. The annotation marks the transcript as partial. NCBI's taxonomy places the organism in Eukaryota, Fungi, Basidiomycota, Dacrymycetes, Dacrymycetales, Dacrymycetaceae. The record is from RefSeq and is a predicted model, not a curated record. The transcript has 4 exons.